CAUCACUUUCUCGAAUAUCAACAUCCCAAGCCAGCCUUAUCCCACAACCAUGAAGCUCCUCAUCAUCCUCGCCUCAACCAUCGCCCUCGCUUUCGCCGGCAGGGUCGACAUUAACCUUGAAACCGCCGUCAACAAUGGUGAGACAUCUGCCAUUCUCGAACUGCCGCAAAUCAUGGCGCAAGUCGAAAGCAACCCAUCGCUCCGUUCACUAUCCGGCGACGCCAAGGUGACCGCGCUUGUCUCCUCGCUUCAAGGACUCACCUCCGCUGCGCAGGCGCCCUACGUCUCCGUCGCAAGCUCCCUCGGACUUGAAACGCAACAAUUUUGGUCGUCCAACAUAAUUCUCGUCAAAGGUCUCACCCCUGAAAAACUCUCCCUUCUCGCCGCAACCCCAGGUGACUUUACCAUUCGGAAACAAAACGUUGCCUCCCUAUUUCCAACAAUUGACUACGGACCGGCCGUCCCGCUCAGGCAAGGGCUUAACCAAUGGGGAGUUAAUAAAGUGAGGGCACCCGAAGCGUGGAACGUGACCCAAGGAGAGGGCAUCGUCGUCGCCAUCAUCGAUACGGGUGUAAAUCUUGGGCACGUCGCACUCACGGAGGGAUACGCAGGCGCCUGGGCAGACCCGUACUACAACACCGCAGGGCCAACAGACAUCCAGGGACAUGGAUCCCACUGCGCUGGGACUGUUCUCGGGACCGCGAAUGGCGUUGGCGUUGCCCCCGCCGCGAAAUGGAUUGCCUGCCGGGGACUUAAUAAUCAAGGAAAUGGAGAUGAGGCGUCGCUCACUACUUGCGCCCAAUUCAUGCUAACAGCCAAUCCGAGACCGAAUAUCGUCUCGAAUUCUUGGGGCGGUGGGCAAGGAAGAACUUGGUACAAUACGCAAAUUUCUGCUUGGCGUGCGGCUGGAAUUAUUCCAGUUUUUGCGCUUGGAAAUUCUGGUCCAAAUUGUCGAACUGCAAACUCACCUGGAGAUCAGCCGAAUCUGAUUUCUGUGGGAAAUACGGACGAACAGGACGCGGUCGCAAUUCCCCCAGCGGUUCCAUCCUCGAGAGGUCCGAGUGUCGGAGGGCUCAUGAAACCAGAAGUUUCGGCGCCAGGAACUCGAGUCGUGUCAUGUGGGACGGGUGCUGGGGAUUAUACGACCAAGUCAGGAACUUCAAUGGCCACCCCCCACACGGCUGGAGCUAUCGCCCUGCUCCUCUCGGCCAAUCCGACCUGGGGUUAUGACGAGGUUUAUGCCGCCCUUACGACAACCGGAGCCACGCCCCAGCUCACCAGUGCCGAUAGAAACUGCGGACUUCCGACACCUAACGACUUCCCAAACAAUGCUUUCGGUUAUGGACGAAUCGAUGUCGCUGCUGCACUUGGAUUGUAGAAAGCCAGAUUAUAUAUUUUCCCAAACUAAUUCCACCUCCAAUCGUGUAAUAAUAAAGAAUAUCCUAAUUCUGUGUGUGGCGAUUAAUCCGAAAUAAAUAAUAAA
Folsomia candida is the source of this 1483-nucleotide messenger RNA. Its product is annotated as bacillopeptidase F. Gene Ontology annotation, molecular function: serine-type endopeptidase activity. NCBI's taxonomy places the organism in Eukaryota, Metazoa, Arthropoda, Collembola, Entomobryomorpha, Isotomidae. Gene Ontology annotation, biological process: proteolysis. The transcript is spliced from 3 exons. The coding region runs from base 50 to 1378 and encodes 442 amino acids. The record is from RefSeq and is a predicted model, not a curated record.